Molecule: messenger RNA, 1455 nt
Organism: Peronospora matthiolae
Lineage: Eukaryota; Oomycota; Peronosporomycetes; Peronosporales; Peronosporaceae
Source: the annotation of a GenBank genome assembly
AUGGGAUUAGAUGUCAAAGAUCGCCAGAUCGGCCGAACCGUGCAAUCGAAGAUCGGAGCCAAAGAGGAAUACGAUGAAACACCAGAUAAGAUCGCGAUGCCAAAGACGGAAUAUAACCCAAUAAAUAUCGCGUCCAUCGAGAAGGAGACGACGGGUGAAACGCGGGAGCGUGCAAAACGGCAGUACUAUUAUGGCCAGUUGAAGACGCUGCUCAAGACGGACCCAGUGUUCAAGAUAUUAAGGCCCAAGGUGAUUGGUCAUCUGGAUAGGCCGAUCUCGGUCCCACUUCCCGGGACCAACAAAGUCGACGAGAUCAAUGUGAUUUUGCAGAUGUUGGAUGACAUGGGUAUCUGCCCUGACGCUUUUGAUGGAGAUGAACUGCUGAGUUGCAGCUUGGAACAGUUGAAGGACGCGGCGGAUGAGUUUGUAGAGAUCAUGAUAAUGCUGGUGGGCAAAGCGAAUACUCCUGAAGACAAGAUCGGGACGCCCUCGGGCUCGCUCUGUAAACACCCCGCGGGAUCGCCCCGCUACGCCUCGGAUGACUCCGAGAGCGAGUCAGAUGGAUCCAUCAGCAUUCGUCAGAUGUCUCUAGGACCAUCGGGUGGAAGGUUUUUAAAGGACAAGAUCGGACAAGCCAAGAUCGACGCCUAUAAGGGACAAGCCAAGAGCAACAUGCCGCAGAGAUCGGCCAGUACCCGCACUGGGCUGGAGGAUCAAGAAGAGGGCGAUCUAAGUCGGUACUUCAAUUCAGCCAUGAAGAAGUACGAGGCGGAGCAACGUACAGCUCAGCGAAUGAAUCGACAGCCAAACCGCUACCCAGAUCGACGUACUUUGCUCCAACCUUCACACGAAAGCCUUGACAUGCCGGAUGUGGAGAUGGAGUCGGUGGGGUCGGACAUUUACCAACAUAUCCAUGAGGCGGCGGAAUACGACCCGGAUGAUCUAUGGAUGCCCGAACCUUGGCGCCCUCAAGUAGCCGCGACCGGUGCGACUACCGGAGGGGGAAACAUCACGCAGAGGAUCAGAAUCUCAGCGAUUUCUGAGCUGAAAGAAUUCUCAGGGAAGGAUCGGGAAGAAGACAAAGCACGGACCUGGAUCGGCAAAGUGAAAUCAGCGUUUAUCCGGGACCAAGCACCGGACGAGGAGAGAUGUCUGGUCUUCGGUGAUCUCAUGGUGGGCCCAGCCCGCUACUGGCAGUACUACCAUGCAAAGAAACGAUCGGAGGAAGAUCCUUUACAGUACCUGUAUCGGCUUAAUGUGAUGGGAAUGCAGGCGAAGAUACCGGUGAUGACUGGAUUGCCAGCUGCGCGCAAGGAACAUGUCAAUCAUUUCAUUGACACCUUGGACGACCCCGAUCUGUCCAAUCAAUUGCUACUGCUGAAUGUAGAAGACGCGGAGGCCAUGCAAAAGACACUGCACGGAUAUCAACAAGGAGAUCGCGUCAAGGGAAAGUGA